AUGGGAACAUUUGUGAUACUAUCAUCCUCCUACACCAAGGAUCUUAAUAUCAGCUUUAUUUCUGUCAUAUCCUAUCUGGGGCUUCUUUAUCUAGGUGCCAUCUUCCUCUUUAAGUCCAUUAUCUGCAGGGGAGCUGUUGAAGUAGAUAAUGCAAACUAUGUGGUGGGCGAAGAAGAAGCAAUGUGGUUGCUAAAACUGGUUCUCCCUUACUUGAAUGAGCUCCUCCUAAAGAUGAAAGCUUUAUUUUCUGGGGAUCCUGCUACCACAAUUAAGUUGGCAGUGCUGCUCUUUGUUCUGGCCAGGUGUGGCAGCUCCAUAACCAUUUGGACGAUGUCCAAAGUGGGCUUUUUCGGAGUUUUCACCCUGCCAAAAGUCUGCUCUUUGUACUCAGCCCAGUUAACUGUUUACGCUAAAUUUUGGAUUCGACGGUUUCGGGAUGCUUGGGAAUCAUGCACUCACAAGAAGGCCUUGACCGUUGCCAUAUUUCUACUGGUUUGGAACCUGUCUUCCGUCGUGGCUCGAAUAUGGGCUGCGUUUAUAUUGGUGGUGGCCUUCCGAUACUAUCAGCAGAAAUUGGUGACGGAAGAGUGGGUGGAAGAAGAAGAAGAAGAAGAAGAAGAAUAUGAGGAUGAUGCAGGGGGUGAAGAAAAGUGGGAAGAAGCACUAGGAGCAGAAAGACUAAGACAAAGGCAUGUGCAAUCUCAAGUGGAUAAUAAUAUUACCAAACCAAAAAAGGAUUCUAGAUAA
Molecule: messenger RNA, 747 nt
Organism: Prunus armeniaca (apricot)
Lineage: Eukaryota; Viridiplantae; Streptophyta; Magnoliopsida; Rosales; Rosaceae
Source: the annotation of a GenBank genome assembly